AAUUUCCCCAAUCCCCAGAAUGUUUCGCUCUCUUUUGCUUUGUUUGAUGCCAAGAACAAGCUACCCCUCAUCUCCGAGUUUUUUUAGGUUGCAAUCGGAUCAUGUUCGCUGCUAGAACAGCCGGGUUGGAAAAGUCGUUUGUCGUGCAGGACGUUACAUCCACUCUCUCUGACGGUGCAAUUAAGCGGCGGAAAACAGGCGGAAAACUCGUGGGGAACUACCCCGCAUGUUGAUCACUUCCCCGUUGGCUUAUGGUUAUUGGACUAGCGGUGGAUUUCCUCCUUGCUGAUCUCUGGGGAACGGCCGAUAAUUCUGACGAAGCUAAGGUUCGUGGCCUGCUGGGUGAGCCGGCGCAUCGCGAAGAUGACCGGCGAACCCGGAGAGGCCGCAUAUGCAAGGUGAAAGGAAGAUUGUAUAAAUAUCGGGUGUUUUCACCGCGAAACCUCUUCAUCGCUGUAGAAGGGUCGAUAACCAUCCUGCUCCGACAUCAAACUCCUCCCAACUCCCUUCGUCCUUGGUUCUCAUCCUCACACGGAACGAUGGGCCUCUCGUUGAGACAUCUAGCCGUUGCUGCCUCCGCAUCAGUUUUCACUGGUCGCGUGUUGGCACAAAAUGGCUCAGCCGCAGGUAUUGUCGUUGAUGGCAAGUCCUUCGCCCUCAAUGGCGACCACUCCUCAUACCGCUUCCAUGUGGAUGAGCUGACGGGUGACCUCUUGUCUGACCACUUCGGAGGGUCGGCUACGGAGAGCAUGGAAAUGCUCGCCCCGGAAAUCAAUGGCUGGGUUGACAUGAUCGGCCGGGUUAGACGAGAAUACCCCGACCUUGGACGUGGAGACUUCCGUGUCCCCGCAGUACAAAUUCACCAGUCUGAGGGAUACACGGUCAGCGACCUCCAAUAUCGAUCCCACAGAGUCACGGCCGGAAAGCCUGGCUUGCCGGGUCUCCCGGCAACAUUUGGAACCGAUAACGAGGUCUCUACAUUGGUCGUUUCUCUCUACGACAACUACAGCUCCAUUGCCGUCGAUCUUUCGUACUCAAUCUUCCCCAAGUAUGAUGCCAUUGUGCGAAGCGUCAACAUCACCAACGAGGGGGAGGGCAACAUCACUAUCGCUAAGGCGGCAAGUCUCAGCGUUGAUCUGCCAUUUGAAGACCUUGAGAUGAUCGAAUUGAGAGGUGACUGGGCCCGCGAAGCCAUGAGAGUCCGGAGGAAGGUUGGCUAUGGCACGCAAGGCUUCGGAAGUACGACUGGGUACUCAUCCCAUCUUCACAACCCAUUCUUGGCUCUCGUCUCUCCAGACACUACCGAGUCCCAAGGCGAGGCCUGGGGAUUCUCUCUUGUCUACACCGGCUCGUUUUCCGUUGACGUAGAAAAAGGAUCCCAGGGGUUCACCCGUGCAAUGCUUGGCUUCAACCCAUAUCAACUCUCGUGGCCUCUUGGACCGGGAGAGACUCUCACUACUCCCGAGGUUGUCGCUGUAUACUCAGAUGCCGGUGUAGGUGGCGUGUCCCGGAAGUUCCACCGACUCUAUCGCAACCACCUCAUGAGGGGUCAGUUCGUCGACCAGACUCGUCCCGCAUUGCUCAACAGCUGGGAGGGUCUCUACUUUGACUACAACGAGAGUACCGUCUACGACCUGGCACAAGAAGCGGCGCAACUCGGCGUCAAGCUCUUCGUGCUGGACGACGGAUGGUUUGGCGAAGAGUACCCCCGUCUGAACGACACAGCCGGCCUUGGCGACUGGGAAGUCAAUGCGCAGCGCUUCCCUGAUGGACUCCCAGCUCUCGUCAACAAGGUCACCAAUCUCGAGGUCACCAACACGACAGAUAAGCUUCAGUUCGGUCUUUGGUUUGAGCCAGAGAUGGUCAACCCCAACUCUACUCUUUACCAUGAGCACCCUGACUGGGCUCUCCACGCCGGCAACUACCCUCGAACGAUCAGGCGAAACCAGCUUGUGCUUAACGUGGCGCUCCCAGAGGUGCAGGAAUUCAUCAUUGACUCCGUCUCCAAGAUCCUCUCCAGCGCCCCCAUCUCUUACGUCAAGUGGGACAAUAACAGAGGCUUCCACGAGACCCCCGUCCCAGGCAUCGGACACUCGUACAUGUUGGGCAUCUACCACGUCUUUGAGGUCCUCACCUCGCGAUUCCCAGAUGUGCUGUGGGAAGGUUGCGCAUCCGGAGGCGGCCGCUUCGACCCCGGCGUCCUUCACUACUUCCCUCAAAUCUGGACAUCUGACAACACCGACGCCUUGGACCGCAUCUCCAUUCAGUUCGGAACUUCCCUGGCGUACCCUCUUUCCGCUAUGGGAGCCCACGUCUCCGCGGUGCCCAACCACCUCACUGGUCGCACGAUUCCCAUCAAGUUCCGUGCUCACGUCGCCAUGAUGGGUGGAUCCUUCGGGCUCGAGCUGAACCCGGCCGUGAUCUCCGCCGAGGAUAAGGUGCAGAUCCCCGAGCUGCUGGCCUUGGGCGAGGUGGUCAAUCCUAUUGUGAUUGGAGGCGACUUGUGGCGUCUCAGUCUGCCAGAGGAGUCCAACUGGCCGGCUGCCAUGGUCAUCUCGGAGGACGGGUCGCAGGGUGUGCUGUUCUACUUCCAGGUGCGGGCGCUGUACAACCAUGCCCUGCCGCGGCUUCGACUCCAAGGACUGGACCCGACGGCCAAGUACUCUUUGGAUAACAACGGCACCUACUCUGGUGCUACGCUGAUGAGCAAUGGUGUACAGUACGCUUUUGAUGGUGACUACGACAGCCGUGUUGUGCUUAUUUCGAAGGUAUGAUAGAAGCGCUGGAUGAAUUGGUGGACGGCAUUCUUGCGGAGAUGACUAGAGUGACUUUUAAGCAGAAGCCUGAGUGAUAGCUAUAAUUAAUCCUAAUCACUUGAC
Molecule: messenger RNA, 2879 nt
Organism: Colletotrichum acutatum
Lineage: Eukaryota; Fungi; Ascomycota; Sordariomycetes; Glomerellales; Glomerellaceae
Product: melibiase
Exons: 3
Coding region: 252-2774 (840 amino acids)
Biological process (GO): carbohydrate catabolic process
Molecular function (GO): alpha-galactosidase activity
Source: RefSeq, a predicted model, not a curated record